CGGAGCUGCAUUCGCACCGGGAACACUUCACCACCAAAUCUCCACCGUUCCUCAUCUUUAUCUUCAUCUUCAUCUUCAUCUUCAUCAUGGCCCCUAAAAAGAAGGAAGAGCCGAAACCCGUCGCUGCACCGAAACCACCGGAGCCUGAACCCCCCAAGGAGCCCGAGUUUAACCCGGCCGAGGUGCAGAUUGAGUUCACUCCAGAGCAGAUUGAGGAUUUCAAAGACGCUUUCCAGCUUUUUGACCGAACGCCAACCAAUGAGAUGAAGAUCACCUUCGGUCAGUGUGGAGACGUCAUCAGAGCCCUGGGCCAAAACCCCACCAACGCUGAGGUCAUGCAUGUGCUCGGGAAGCCCAAAGCUGAAGACAUGCAAGUGAAGAUGCUGGACUUUGACCAGUUCCUCCCCAUGCACCAGCACAUCUGCAAGGCCAAAGGUCGAGGCACGUUUGAGGACUUUGUGGAGGGUCUGAGAGUCUUUGAUAAGGAAGGAAACGGCACAGUGAUGGGUGCUGAGCUCCGACACGUCCUCGCUACACUGGGAGAGAAGAUGAAGGAGGCUGAGGUGGAGCAGCUGAUGGCCGGUCAGGAGGAUGCUAAUGGCUGCAUCAAUUAUGAGGCGUUUAUAAAGUACAUCAUGGCUGGCUGAGCAGAUUCGGGGAUGAGGAUGCACAUUUCUCUUCUUUACCUUUUUCCCUUUCUUUCUUUCUUUCUUUCUUUUUUUUAUAAAUCUCUUCAUACCAUCUCUGCUCAUCCCAUCUUCCUCUUCUUCCUUUUCCUGUCUUCCUGUACGUCACAUCAAUGUUCGUUCUGUGGAUCGAAGAAAAAAAGAAUAAAUUAAACUUUAUGCUCAA
This is a messenger RNA of Silurus meridionalis, 852 nucleotides long. It is a transcript of the gene myl13, whose product is annotated as myosin, light chain 13. The record is from RefSeq and is a predicted model, not a curated record. Gene Ontology annotation, molecular function: calcium ion binding. Bases 87 to 647 code for a protein of 186 amino acids. Gene Ontology annotation, cellular component: myosin II complex. The transcript has 7 exons. NCBI's taxonomy places the organism in Eukaryota, Metazoa, Chordata, Actinopteri, Siluriformes, Siluridae.